This is a messenger RNA of Striga hermonthica, 4032 nucleotides long. NCBI's taxonomy places the organism in Eukaryota, Viridiplantae, Streptophyta, Magnoliopsida, Lamiales, Orobanchaceae. The record is from the annotation of a GenBank genome assembly.
AUGUUUAGAGGUAACAACAGCACUACUGCAGUCCCAUCUUUUCUUGACAAUCAGUUUCAGUACAAUGCAGAUAUGUCAAACCAGCUCAAGCUUUGUGGAAAUGUACCUGUAGAAUUUCAUGGUGACACUGUAAAUUAUCUUGGCAAACAUGACGACCCUCAAUUCUUACUGCAAAAUAGAUGCGGUGGGGAUGCUGAACCAUUUCCGAGCCAGCAAAAUUUUCAGUUUUCUUUAAAUGAUACAAUUUUUCGAGAUGAGACUGAUAGAAAAGCCAGUGUUUUGAACGUGAAUCCCGUGUCCACCGGUUUAAGGUUGUGUUAUGAUGAUGAUGAGCGAAACUCGUCUAUAACAUGCGCAAGUGGAAGCCUAAUAGGUGCAUCUUCACUCUUUUCUGCACUGAGCAAUGACACGAAGAGAGAAAUCGAUGAGCAAAAUAAAGAGCUCGAUCACUUGAUUAGAAUUCAGGGAGAGAAGAUGAGAAAAGGGGUGCGGGACAUACGCGAGAAACACAUGGCCUCAUUCCUGGUAGCUGUGGAUAAUGGUGUGGCCAAGAAGAUGCAAGAGAAGGAGGUGGAGCUCGAGCGCGUGGCCAGCAAGAACAAGGAGCUUAUGGAGAGAGUGAAGCAGGCAACAUGGGAGGCCCAGAAGUGGUGCUAUAUGGCCAAGUACAAUGAGUCUGUGAUAAAUGUCCUCCGAGCCAACCUCCACAAGGAAGGCAUCGGGGAAAGCGAUGCAGAUUCACACCUUGACAGGGAUUUGGUGAGAGUGAGGUGCAGGUCAUGCGGGAAGAAUGAGGCGUCGGUCCUGCUGAUGCCGUGCAGGCACCUGUGUUUGUGUAGGGAGUGUGAGGCGGGAGUAAAAAAUAACACAAAUGAGAACAGAGAAGACGAUCGAUCCGUCAAUCCCUACUCUAAAUUCCUAAUCUCACCUCUCCACUGUUCGGGGCAAAACCCUAUUUCUCUCAACCCUAGCGGCGACGACGGCACUGUGGCAGGCGAGAAGCGGUACCUGAGAGACCGGCGGCGAGAAGCGAGACUGCGAGACCUUGGAGGCGGCCGACGGGCGGCGGCUGUGAGGAAGCGAGUGUGCGAGCCGGCGAGCGGUGAGGCAGCGGCACAGAGAGUCACUCCGAGCGGCGAGGCAGCUUCCAUUCCGAUAAGAAACAUGAGUACCCGGAAGAAGACCCCAUUUCAGAAACAUAGAGAAGAGGAAGAGGCGAAGAAAAAGAGGGCCGAGGAUGAAACUGCUAGGUUGUAUCAAGAAUUUGUAGAAUCAUUUCAAGCGGAUAAUACCCCAGGGUCGAAGGCUUUUGUCAGAGGUGGAAUGAUAAAUCCUAAUGAGAAGCUGAAAAAUGACUCCGAAGGUGGAAAUUCCAAAGAUGAGGGUUCUGGUUUAAAGAAAGGGAGUAGGUAUGUACCAUCUUUCAUUCCACCUCCAAUGGCAACAAAGGGUAAAGAAUAUGAAAAGAAAAAAGAGGAGAAGCCAAAGGAGAGAGAAAAGGGGAAGUCGAGAAAUAUUGAUCAUUUUAUGGAGGAGCUGAAGCAAGAACAAGAGAUGAGGGAGAGGCGAAAUCAAGAGCGUGAAGGUUGGCGUGAUAUGCGUCAUGGUGAUAGUUCUACGCCAUCCAGCCGUUUUGAUGAGCUACCAGAUGAAUUUGAUCCAAUGGGAAGACCUGGAUCAUUUGAUGAUGGAGAUCCACAAACAACAAAUCUUUAUGUGGGAAACCUAUCACCUCAGGUUGAUGAGAAUUUCCUUUUACGGACAUUUGGAAGGUUUGGGCCUAUUGCUAGUGUUAAAAUUAUGUGGCCCAGAACGGAAGAGGAAAAGAGACGGCAAAGGAAUUGUGGGUUUGUUGCUUUCAUGAAUCGACUUGAUGCUCAAGCUGCAAAGGAUGAAAUGCAAGGUGUGGUGGUCUAUGAAUAUGAGUUGAAGAUUGGGUGGGGUAAGUCGGUUUCCCUUCCUUCACAGGCACUUCCUGCUCCACCGCCUGGACAGAUGGCCAUCAGGAGCAAGGAGGGUGCGACUGUCAUUUUGUCUGGGCCUUCUGGUCCCCCAGUAACCAGCGUCCCAAGCCAGAACUCAGAGUUGGUACUUACCCCAAAUGUUCCUGAUAUUACUGUGGUUCUUCCCGAUGAUGGCCAUCUUCAGCAUGUUAUUGACACAAUGGCUCUCUAUGUUCUUGACGGCGGCUGUGCUUUUGAACAAGCAAUAAUGGAGCGGGGCCGCGGGAAUCCUUUGUUCAAUUUCUUGUUUGAGCUUGGCUCAAGGGAACACACUUACUAUGUUUGGAGACUAUAUUCAUUUGCUCAGGGUGAUACUCUUCAGAGAUGGCGAACAGAGCCUUUCAUCAUGAUCACUGGUAGUGGAAGAUGGAUACCACCUCCUCUACCAAUAGCCAAAGGUCCAGAUCAUGAGAAGGAAGCUGUGAGCACUUAUGCUGCGGGGAAAAGCAAACGUGUGGAGAUUGAACGAACUCUAACAGAUGCCCAAAGAGACGAGUUUGAGGAUAUGUUACGUGCGUUAACCUUAGAAAGGAGCCAGAUAAAAGAAGCCAUGGGAUUUGCACUGGAUAAUGCAGAUGCUGCAGGAGAGGUUGUUGAAGUGUUGACUGAGUCACUGACUCUAAAAGAAACCCCGAUCCCUACUAAAGUUGCUCGACUGAUGCUUGUCUCGGACAUCCUUCACAACAGCAGUGCCCCUGUCAAGAACGCAUCCGCCUAUCGUACCAAAUUCGAGGCUACUCUGCCCGACAUAAUCGAAAGCUUUAACGACUUGUACCGUAGCGUAACCGGACGAAUCACAGCCGAAGCCCUGAAGGAACGUGUCCUAAAAGUUCUCCAAGUAUGGGCCGACUGGUUCCUAUUCUCAGACGCAUACGUAAACGGCAUGCGGGCCACCUUCCUCCGCCCGAGCAGCUCUGGUGUGGUCCCCUUCCAUUCUAUAUGUGGCGACACCCCCGACCUUGAUCUCAAACCCGGCUCAUCUGAUCUCCCCCCUGGUCAAAAAGUCAACCCAGAUGCUGCCCUGGCCAUGGGUAGGGGCGCCGCCAUGCAGGAGCUGCUCAAUUUACCCCUCACCGAGCUCGAGAGGCGCUGCCGCCACAAUGGGCUGUCCCUGGUCGGUGGACGUGAGGUGAUGGUGGCCCGGCUGCUCUACCUGGAGGAGGCCGAGAAACAGAGGGGUUUUGGGAUUGAGGAUGAGCUGAGGCCUGUUACCCGAACCCUGGCAGGCUCUAAGGAGGUUGGUUUUGAGGUGGAUCACGGGCGGGCGUCGGGAAGGGAUGAUGUCGAUUUGGGGAGAGUUGCUGCUGUGUUCUCGAGCCCGCCAGAUGUUUCUGGAAGAAGCAGUGUCGAUGAUGGGAACGGGAAAAAUGAGCCAAUUCUCCCGGCAUCCAAGUGGGCCCGGGAGGACAACGGGAGUGAGGGGGAGAAUGAUGGGAGCCCAAGGGACUUGGGGUUGACUUAUUCAUCUUCGGGCAGCGAGAAUGCAGGUGGUGGUGGUGUUUACAAGAGUGAGGAGGUGGAGCUCACUGUUGAGGCAGGUAAUUCUGGGCAUGUCGAUGGUGGAAUGAAUGAGGAGCAGAGACAAAAAAUGAGGCGCCUGGAGGUGGCUUUGAUGGAAUACCGUGAAUCUCUUGAAGAACGAGGGAUAAAAAGUUUGGAGGAAAUUGAGAAAAAGGUUGCGAUCCAUAGGAGUCGGUUGCAAACUGAGUAUGGUUUACAUGUUCCCAACGCAAAUGCCUCUGGCCGGAAGCCCUCAUCCUCAGAGAGGCGGGACCCACAUGAGGACCCCAACGAACACCAGAAGAAGCGCCGCCGCAGCCGAAGCAGGAGUGGAAGCCCGCACCGGAAAUUACCAGCCCGAGACAGGGAAAGAGAAAUUGACGCAAGGAGAGAGAGAGAAAGACGGCGUGAGAGAGAGAGAGGGCACGAGCCGGAAAACGAGAGAGGGAGGGAGCGUGAAAAGAGCGGCAGCAGGGACAGAGAUGAACACGAAAAAGAAAGGAUGCGCGAUAGGAGGAGGGUUAGAUGA